AUGGCAAGGCCACAUGUUCUAGUCAUUCCUUACCCUGUCCAAGGACAUGUGAUUCCUUUAAUGGAGCUUUCUCUAUGCUUAGUUAAACAUGGGAUCAAAGUAAGCUUUGUAAACACCAAGUAUAAUCAUGAGAGGAUCACGAGUUCAUUUGCAGAGGGAAGUGACAUAGGAUCAAAAAUUAGUCUGGUGUGGAUAGCUGAUGGGUCAGAUUCUGCAGAGAAGGCAAAAAAGCCGGUGUCCACUGGAGAAGUCUUGAGACACAUGCCUGGGAAAGUUGAAGAGCUCAUUGAUUGUUUGAUUAAUGGUUCAGAAAGUGAGAAGAUAAGCUGUGUUCUUGCUGAUCAAAGCAUUGGAUGGGCCCUUGAUAUUGCCAAGAAGAAAGGAAUUACACGAGCAGCCUUCUGUCCUGCAGCAGCAGCACAGUUGGUGCAUGGAUUGAGCAUCCCAAAGUUGAUUGAGAAUGGAAUCAUUGACAAAAAUGGAACACCAUUGAGAAAAGAGACCAUUCAACUAUCACCUUCAAUGCCUAGCCUUAGUACUGAAAACCUCGCCUGGCUUAAUGUUGGGAACCUGACCACUCAGAAGCAUAUUUUUGAACUGAUGAUGAGGAACAUUAAGUCUAUGCAGCUCACUGAAUGGCUUCUCUGCAAUUCAAGUAAUGUCCUUGAGCAAUCUGCAUUUACUUUGUCUCCAAAUAUCAUACCCAUAGGCCCACUUCUGACAAGCAAUGCUUCAGGAAACUCAGUGGGCAAUUUCUGGCCCCAAGACCUCACUAUUAUGAACUGGCUAGAUCAGCAGUCACCUAGUUCAGUUAUUUAUGUUGCGUUUGGAAGUUUCAGAACUAUGAGUCCAACCCAGUUCCGAGAACUGGCUUUAGGGCUUGAACUUUCCAACAGACCUUUUAUCUGGGUUGCACAACCGGACUUCAGACAAGGGAACAAUAAUGAAUACCCUCAAGGAUUCGAAGACAGAGUUGGUGAUCGUGGUCAAAUGGUUGGUUGGGCUCCGCAGAAGAAGAUUCUGAGUCAUGCUUCAGUUGCUUGCUUCAUAAGUCAUUGUGGUUGGAACUCCACCAUGGAAAGUGUAAGCAAUGGAAUUCCCAUUCUUUGCUGGCCUCACUUUGCAGAUCAGUUCCUGAAUAAGAGCUAUGUCUGUGAUGUUUGGAAUGUGGGAAUGGGAUUUGAGACAGAUGAAAGGGGCAUAAUCACAAGCAAUGAAAUUAGAGGCAAAAUUGAGCAACUCUUGAAUGAUGAGGAUUUGAAGGAGAGGGCAAAACAUCUCAAGGAAAAAGUUCUAAGUGGAAUCAGAGAAGGUGGUAAAUCUCGCAAUAAUCUAGAUGGUUUUGUCAAGUGGAUCAAAAUGAAGAAUUAGAUCUACGAAGUGUUGCAAUGAUGUUAAACUUCUCAGCCUACCUUAUAAAAUAAAUGAACAAGAAUCUAAAUCCAUA
Molecule: messenger RNA, 1447 nt
Organism: Neltuma alba
Lineage: Eukaryota; Viridiplantae; Streptophyta; Magnoliopsida; Fabales; Fabaceae
Product: UDP-glycosyltransferase 83A1-like
Exons: 2
Coding region: 1-1371 (456 amino acids)
Molecular function (GO): quercetin 3-O-glucosyltransferase activity; quercetin 7-O-glucosyltransferase activity
Source: RefSeq, a predicted model, not a curated record